AGAGAGAGAGGGAGAAAGAGAAGGAGAGAGGGGGAGAGAGGGAGAGCGGGAGGCGGCGAGAGGCGAGCCCGGGCGGGCGGGCGGCAGGUGGGCUCGGGCCGCCUCGCGGGCACAGGUGAGCCCCGGGGACCUGCACAGCACCGCCCUCAGGCCCACGUGGCCCCCCUUCGGUGCCCUCGCCGAGCUGCCAGGUGAGCGCCCUGCCAGACAAUGCCACAGAUGCCAGGGGAUCGGCCCACAUGCUCUGCAUAGAAGUCGAGGGGGUCAAGAAUGAGCUUCUACCUGUCCUGAUAAUGGUGGUGGAAUGACACCUCGGGACCUGUACCGAAUGCUCAGGUUGACUCGAGCCGCCCUUGGCCAGAAGCUCAGUGCUCAUUGGAAGGAGAAGGCAUCCCAGAAAAAUGUUCCCAACUCAGCUGCAUCCAGUCCAAUAGUUGGGGCUCCUGACUGGAUCCAGGGACAGUGGGAGGAGUGUCUCAAUGGAUGCAGCUUCCUGACAAGGUUGAUCUGUCUCUGUUACCUGAGAAGGGUUUCUCUUGCCUUAAUCCCCAUCCAAGGUACAGGUACUUACUGCUCCACCGAAGUCCAUUCCUAUGCAGGCUAGAACCGAACUGGAGGACCUCAGGGAAGUGAGGGGCGAUGGAGCCAGUGGCUCUCACGCACCUCUGCUCCUGCCAGGAGAACGCCCACCUCCAUGUCUUCUCCCCAGGCCUCCGGAGCCCAUGUACCUCCACUUAUCCAGCAAGCACAAAAUGUUCCUAGAUGAGGAGCCACUGGGAAAGCGGAGACGCUCCCAGAAGCCAGGGAUGGCCUGUGACUCUCACAAGAGGGCAGAGUUGGCUGCCCUCCGGCAAGAAAUGGAGAGCAGCAGAGGCGAAGCUGACCUUGAGAGAAGCCUCCUCCCAGAGGCAGGCCAGAGUAGCAGCCAGGCUUGGGUGGCACCUCCUGGAGAGCAAGGCCCAGGCCAAGGCUCCCUGGUGAGCGCCCGAGAGGACGGGGUGCCUGGGAAGCACCCCGAGGAGCUUGGAAGUCAGCGGUCGUCCUUGAUGGCUGACGUGGCCAACAAAGCUUGGCCACCCUCAAGCCGAAGCUCUUUGGGGGCAGAGCAGGGCAGAGUGCUGCCACAGGAAGUGGCCAAAGGCCCCUUCGUGGCUGUGGUUGGGAUCACCGAAGCCGUCAUGGAUGGUGGGGCUCCCAUCCAGCUGAUCCCAUUCGGGCGAGAGGAGAGAGCUGAGCACCGACGGGGGGCGGAAGACCGGAGCCAAAUCCGUGCCAUGGCCAGCGGUGAGAAAGGCGAAGCCGGAGAUCCUGGAGCUCUGAGUCAGCCCAGGCCCAAGGAGCAGAAGCCUGAGAGACGGCUGGAAAGCAUCUUGGCAGAGAGGGAUCUGCUGCAGCAGAAGGUUCAAGAGCUAGAAGAGGAGAAGAGCCAUUGGCAGACCGAGUUUGAGAGAACCCAGCACGAGCUGAUGACCCUCCGUGCCCGAGAGAGCGAGAGCUUGUACUGGAGCAAGAAGCACAUGGGCUACCGCCAGGCUGAGCUGCAGGUGCUGAAGUCCGAGCUGGAGAGGACCCUGGAGGAGAAGACGGAGCUCAAGGAGCGCCUCAAGGCCACGGAGAUGCGCAUGGAGGUUCUUCGAGAGGCCCAGGGCUCCUACCAGAGCCUGGAGGGAGAAGACAGGAGCACCCUGAAGAAGCUGAAAAGCCUCCGGGUCAAUGUCAGCCGGCUGCUGGCCUCCAUCCUUCCUCACCUGGAGCUGGAAGAGGUCAACUUUGAGUCUGAUCAAGUGGAUGAGAUCCUGCAAACUGUGUUAGAGACCAACCACAUCCUGGAGUGAUCAGCCUGGGCUCCCUCGCCUUUGAUCGGAAGGAGUGGCUCACCUUCUUGCCUUAUAUGUACAGAAUCAGUUAAUAAACGAUGGCUGUCCA
This is a messenger RNA of Dromiciops gliroides (monito del monte), 1926 nucleotides long. RefSeq names its product MORC family CW-type zinc finger 4 (gene MORC4). Bases 594 to 1835 code for a protein of 413 amino acids. The transcript is spliced from 8 exons. The record is from RefSeq and is a predicted model, not a curated record. Lineage: Eukaryota; Metazoa; Chordata; Mammalia; Microbiotheria; Microbiotheriidae.